AUGCUGAAAAGUUGUGAAAGUACUACAGUGGCAAUUUCUGUAGGAAUUUCUUUUUUUUUAUUAUUGAUGGUCUGUGGAGUUGGGUGUAUUUGGCACUGGAAACGCAGUAACACACAACAGCUCACCUUACCAAGUUUUUUGCAAAGGAGAAGGAGCAGGAAAGAAGAUUAUACCGAAACACUUCCCAUCCAUCCCCAUGUGAUCAACCCACAACCAGAAAUGACAUUUCAAACUGAAGACCACAUAUCUGCUGAGAGAGAGGCUAACAUACAGGACAAUUAUGAAAAUAUGAAAAUAAGUCCUUGCGAAGCUACUGAGGAAAUUGAGAAGGAAAUAUAUGAGAAUAAUGGACAGUCCAAUUUUGAAGAGCAUAUUUAUGGGAAUGAAAUAGCAUCUCAUUAUUGUAACUUCCAGAAGCCUAGUAUUAGUACCUCUGAUGUUCCUCAAGAUGACGACAUAUAUAUUCUUCCAGAUCCAUAG
Molecule: messenger RNA, 480 nt
Organism: Condylura cristata (star-nosed mole)
Lineage: Eukaryota; Metazoa; Chordata; Mammalia; Eulipotyphla; Talpidae
Gene: GAPT
Product: GRB2-binding adaptor protein, transmembrane
Exons: 1
Coding region: 1-480 (159 amino acids)
Cellular component (GO): membrane
Source: RefSeq, a predicted model, not a curated record